Staurois parvus is the source of this 398-nucleotide messenger RNA. The record is from the annotation of a GenBank genome assembly. NCBI's taxonomy places the organism in Eukaryota, Metazoa, Chordata, Amphibia, Anura, Ranidae.
UGCCGAUUUCUUUUAUAAACAUUUGUGAAAGAAUGGGACGCUCUCAGCAGCUCAGUGAAUUCAAGCGUGUUACCGUGAUAGGUUGCCACCUGUGCAAUAAGUCCAUCUGUGAAAUUUCCUUGCUACUAAAUAUUCCACAGUCAACUGUUAGUUGUAUUAUCACAAAGUGGAAGCAACUGGGAACAACAGCAACUCGGCCAUGAAGUGGUAGGCCACGUAAAAUGACAGAGCAGGGUCAGUGCAUGCUGAAGCUCACAGUGCGCUGAAGUCGCCAACUGUCUGAAAAAUCAAUACCUAAAGACCUAACUUUAUGUGGCCUUCAGAUUAGUACAACAUGAAGGGAACUCUUAAGGCGUCAAGAUGGCCCCUUCCUGUUCCAACAUGACUGCGCACUAGUG